ACCAUUAUUUUGAUUUCAAAUAAUGUAGUUUGGUAUACACGUGUUUUUAAAACUUUAAACAGGUGGUUCUAAUAUAAGUAUAUAUCAAAAUGCCACCUUUUCGUGCUGGUUUGUUAAAAAGAAAAAUAGAGACUGGUGAAGGAAACAAAAGUUGCAUUGUUAAUAAAAAUGCUGAAGAAGACAAUGCUUCAGACACUGAUGAAGACUUAAUUAAAGGAGAUUUGGAUCAUGGAGAUGAUGCAACAGAUUCAGAGCAGGAGCAAGAAGCGGACUCCGAUGUUGAACAAGAUAAAGUAAUGUUUGAAGAUAGUGCGGACUCAGUUCUAGAUGAUGAUGAUGAUGAUGAUCAAUCGGCCGACGAUUCAUCUGAUUUGACAGAUUCAGAAGAAGAAGACGAAUCAAAUGAAGAUAGUGAAGAAAAUACAGAAUCCUCUGAGGAUGACAGUCCAGACAGUGGAGCUGAGUCAGCAGGGAAUGUACCAUCAGGUGCAAGCUCCGACACUAGUAAAAAUACUAAAGUAAAAGACAGAAGAAAAGUUACUCCUAAAAAAACAGUGAAAAAAGGGAGCAAGAACACUGAGGACAGUGUGGACCUGCUAGCUAAUAAGAUUAGUGAAGCCACUGUCACAACAGAACCAGUGCAGAAAAAAGAUGAGUAUGAGUCGGGCGACACAUCAGAUGAAGAGGACCGAGUGAACACAGCAGGAGAUGUGCCCAUGUGGUGGUACAAUGAGUACCCACACAUAGGCUAUGACCUGGACGGCCGACGGAUAGCGAAGCCCCCACAACGCGACCAGAUUGAUGAGUUCCUCAAAAAAUGUGAAGAUCCAGAAUUUUGGCGGACUGUAAAGGACCCUGCUACUGGGCAAGACGUCAUAUUGUCAAAGGAUGAUUUGAAACUCAUAGAGAGAAUCCGGAAGAGUAAUAUACCGUCAGAAACACAUGAUGAAUAUGAGCCGUGGGUGGAGUGGUUCUCGCGCGAGGUGCUGGCGACGCCGCUGCGCGCGUUCCCCGAGCACAAGCGCUCGUUCCUGCCGUCGCGCGACGAGCAGCUGCACGUGGCGCGCAUCGUGCACGCGCUCAAGAUGGGCUGGACCAAGACGCGCCGCCAGAUCGCGCAGGAGCGCAAGGGCAAGCGGGAGAAGAAGUUCUAUGACCUGUGGGGCUCCGCCGCCGAGGACUCUGGGUCCCGCGGCGGCGCGCGGCACAUCCCCGCGCCGCGCCGCGCGCUGCCCGCGCACGCCGAGAGCUACAACCCGCCGCCCGAGUACCUGCUCGACAAGAAGGAGAUGAAGGAGUGGGACAAGCUGGCGGAGACGCCGUGGAAGCGCAAGUACACGUUCCUGCCUGAGGCGCACGGCUCGCUGCGCGCGGUGCCCGCCUACCCGCGCUUCGUGCGCGAGCGCUUCCUGCGCUGCCUCGACCUCUACCUGGCGCCCAGGGCCAUCAAGAUGCGGCUGACGAUAAACGCGGAGGAGCUGGUGCCGAAGCUGCCGUCCCCGCGCGACCUGCAGCCGUUCCCCACGGGCGAGGUGCUGCAGCUGCGCGGGCACAGCGGGCUCGUGCGCGCGGUGGACUUCGACCCCAGCGGGCAGUACGUGCUGUCGGGCGGGGACGACGGCACGCUGCGCGUAUGGGAGACGAGCACGGGGCGGUGCCUGCGCACGCUGCAGCUGGGCGGGGAGGGCGGGGAGGGCGUGUCGCGCGCGCUGUGGACGCCGAGCGGCGGGCUGAGCCUGGUGGCGGCGGCGGUGGGCGCGCGCCUGCUGCUGCUCAACCCGGGCGCGGGCGUGGGCGCGCACCGCACCGCCGCGCGCACCGACCUGCUGCUGCGCGACGCGCCGCCCGCGCACGACGUCGUCAUGGACGAGCGCACGCGGUCGUGCGUGACGUGGGAGCCGGUGAGCGAGCAGCAGUGGGCCAGCGGCGUGCGGCUGUCCGUGCGGCACUUCAAGCCCGUGGCGCACGUGAGCUGGCACGCGCGCGGCGACUACGUGGCGGUGACGCUGCGCGAGGGCGCCGCGCGGGCCGUGCUCGUGCACCAGCUGUCGCGGCGCCGCUCGCAGCUGCCCUUCCGCACGGCCAAGGGGCUGGUGCAGUGCGCCGCCUUCCACCCGCAGCGGCCGCAGCUGCUCGUGGCCACGCAGCGCGCCGUGCGCGUGUACGACCUGGCGCGCCAGGAGCUGGUGCGCAAGCUGGAGACGGGCGCGCAGUGGGUGAGCUGCCUGGCGCCGCACCCGCGCGGCGACAACCUGCUGGUGGGCGCGUACGACCGCAAGCUGGCGUGGUUCGACCUGGAGCUGUCGGCGCGCCCGUACCAGACGCUGCGCCUGCACGGGGGCGCCGUGCGCUCCGUGGCCUUCAGCGCGCGCUACCCGCUCUUCGCCUCCGCCGGCGACGACCCCUACAUUGUCGUCUCGCACGGCAUGGUCUACAACGACCUGCUCCAAAACCCGCUACUGGUCCCGCUGAAGCAGCUGCGCGGCGGCGAGAAGCGCGACGAGCUGUGCGUGCUGGAGGUGCGCUUCCACCCCACGCAGCCCUGGCUCAUCGCCGCCUGCGCCGACGGCACCAUCCGCCUCUAUGCAUAGACUAUAUGUACAAACAUUUAUUAUAUAAAACGAUGUCAA
Messenger RNA from Colias croceus (clouded yellow), 2630 nucleotides. Its product is annotated as ribosome biogenesis protein BOP1 homolog. The record is from RefSeq and is a predicted model, not a curated record. Gene Ontology annotation, biological process: ribosome biogenesis; maturation of LSU-rRNA from tricistronic rRNA transcript (SSU-rRNA, 5.8S rRNA, LSU-rRNA). Gene Ontology annotation, molecular function: protein binding; ribonucleoprotein complex binding. Bases 90 to 2591 code for a protein of 833 amino acids. NCBI's taxonomy places the organism in Eukaryota, Metazoa, Arthropoda, Insecta, Lepidoptera, Pieridae. The transcript is spliced from 13 exons. Gene Ontology annotation, cellular component: PeBoW complex; preribosome, large subunit precursor.